Closterium sp. Yama58-4 is the source of this 5667-nucleotide messenger RNA. The record is from the annotation of a GenBank genome assembly. NCBI's taxonomy places the organism in Eukaryota, Viridiplantae, Streptophyta, Zygnematophyceae, Desmidiales, Closteriaceae.
AUGGCUCCGCCCCACAUCCUUCCCCUUCACCCCCUUCCGCCACGCCAGGCACAUCCUGCGCGGUUCCGCAUCGCCCCAGCCACGCACCUCUCCGCGGUAUCCGCGCUCUGCUUGCUGCUCCUCUCCUUGUUAUCUGCCGUCGACCUCGCUCGCGCCGCCCACGCCGACCGCAACCGCUCCUCCGCCGCCUCCGCCGCCUCUGCCACCCUCGCCAUCCCCGCCUCGUCCCUACCGUCCGCCUCGUCUCUACACCCAUUUUUCAACAGCUUAAACGAUCUCAGCGGCGACUCGGGCGACUCGUCGCACCCAGAACAGUCGCUCGCGUCGCGCUCCCCGAUUCGCCUGCUCGUCGCACAGCAGCAACCGAGCGACGCCGCCGCAGGCGUCGCGAAGAGUGCUCCCCUCGACGACCCUUCUCCGUCUCCGCCGCCGCCGCUGCGCGAGGUGGAGCUGGACUCGUGCGCGCUGCAGGCGCUGCUUCCGCAGCUCCUUCCGCCCGCCCUCCUCGACCCCGCCUGCUUCAACCACCUCGCGCUGCCCUCCGCGCAGCCCUCCGUGCUGCCCUCCACGCACGAAACUCCUGCAGAAAAUGGCGGUGGCGGAGGGGACGAGUCAAGUGCGUUGCCGCCUGAGACGGCGACGCGGCGCGACCUGCUGGACGUGGCGCGCAACAAGGCGCGCGCCAGCACCGUGUGGGCGCCGCUGGAGGGGGCGGGGGGUAGCGCGGAGGGCGGGGGAGGCGCGGGGGAAACGGGGGGUGGCGCAGGGGGACUGAGGGGGCCGGGACGAGCUGAGCCGGUAGCGGCGUCGACCCUCAACCCCCCCAAUGAAGUGAUCACCGUGUGCCGCUCCGCUGGUAGGGCUUGCAUGGUGGCUGCCGGUUAUGAGCGGACUGCCAACUACAUUGGCAAGCUACCAGACGAUCACCUCACAACCCUCCUCGACCUGCGCUUCCCACCUUCCACUGUCAUCAAUAUCAACCUCGCGCUUCCACUCCCCAUUCCCCCCUCAUGCGCCCCUCCCUCUCCCACUAGGACUGCCAACUACAUUGGCAAGCUGCCAGACGAUCAGCUCACAACCCUUCUCGACCUGCUCUUCUCACCUGCCACGAGCAUCGGGUUCAACCUCGCGCGUUACCUGCUGGGCGCAAGCUUCAAUGCCAGCAACAGCCCGCAGCUCACCAAACACACCUUCCACCACACCAACCUCCCCGGCUACAAGCCGACACAGGCCGGCCCGUACGACUGGACAGCGGACUGGCGGCAGCGGAAGGUGCUAAAGGGAGCGGUGGAGCGCGGUGUAGAUGAGGUGGAGGCAAUAGCGUAUUCCCCGCCUUGGUGGAUGACCAUCAGUGGGGACACCGCGGGGAAUGUGGGAGGAGCGUCGAACCUCUCACCGGAUCGGUACGACGAGUUUGCAGAGUAUCUAGCGACCAUAGUGGACCAUUUUCAUCGCAAGUGGAAUGUGACGUUCAGCACGAUGAAUCCGGCGAAUGAGCCGCUGGAAGGGUGGUGGUCACAGGGCGGGCGGCACGAGGGGUGCAGUUACACUGCUGCUGAGCUGGAUAGGCUUUGCACGGCUGUGGCGCGUGCACUGCAGGAGAAAAGGCUUCCCACGCGUAUCGCGGGGUUCGACAGCUUUGUCGGGUUCACGAUGCGAAACUCGAAUCUGUUUUCCGGGCGGUUGCUAUCCGAUUUGAAGAGGAUUUCUGUGCAUGGGUAUGUCCCCCCGCCGCCCACCACCACGGAUACAAGGGAGUUUAUGGAGAAGCUGUAUGUUGGGUUAGCGCGGAUGGGCAUGGGUGUGGGGAAGGAAGUGUGGGUGUCGGAGAUUGGACCGAUGUGGGUGGGAGGAGCGGACACCGACGUGGGGUUGUUUCUGAUGCGAUCUGCAAUCCAGGCGAUCAACAUCAUGGGUGCAUCAGCUUGGAUUUACUGGCAGGCGAUCAACCCAUACCUCCCUAAUAACCCCAACUCUGCUAAGUGGGGGCUGUUUACAAUAACGCACGACAAUGUGACCGACCCUACGAUCGUGCCACUGGAGAUAACGUUUUCGAAGAAGUUUUACCUGAUGAAGCAGAUGGCUCGCGCGUCGCCACGGGGGAGCAUGCCGCUGAGAAUCGACACGAGCGACGGCCAGACCGCCACCAAAGCCUCCUUUCUCUUCGUCUGCCUCGCCUCCGCGGUGCUCCUCUCCGUCGCAGCUGCCACUCCCGCAGAAAACGCGACGACCGUCAUAAACGCGACUACGGUCGUAAACGCGGUGACUGGCGUCGUAAACGCGGUGACUGCCGCCGUAAACAAGACUGUCGGCGCAAUCCAUGUCGAACCUGCCGGCGUGAGACUCACGUUGACGAGCGCGAGGCGGAGCAACGGCGGCAUGAGUCAGGGGAAGGAUACCACGUGCUCGUACUACGGCAACUACACCGCCAAUCCCUUCUUCGGCAAGGGUCUUACCGUGAAGCUUCCUCCUGCCGCCUUCCAAAAGCGCUGCGGCGCGUGUUACAAGGUGAGCUGCGUGAACGACACGAAGCGGUGCCGCGACAAGCCCGUGACGGUGCGCGUGGUGGGCGAGGUGAAGACGGAGAAUCAGCUGUCGCUGUCCCGCGUGGCGUGGGGGAAAAUCGUGCAGGCCGACAUCGCUGGGGCUCCCGUCAACGUCACGUACGUGCGCACCAACUGCGCGUCCGCCGAGGGCUCCGCCGUGCGCGUGCGGAGAAACGCGACGGCGGAGAACUUCCGCAUUCAGGUGGUGGGGCUGGCGGGGCCCGGCACGCUGCAGCUCGUCGAGGUGAGCGCGGACGGCGGGAAGAAGUGGACGAAGCUCGCGCGCGACAGCAGCACGGCCGUGUGGGUGCUCGCUGGCGCGGAGGCGAAGGCGGUAACCGGCGCGAAGAAGGCGAUGAGCGUUCGCCUCACCGCGGGGCACACGAAUGAGACUAUUUGGGAUGGGGAGUGGGAUGAUGUUGCUGGGUUUCUAGUCGAGUUUAUUAGGUGCCGCGUUUUCGCCAAGGGCAUGGCGAAGAAGGAGGAGCUCACCGGGCGAUUCUCCAGCUGGGCGUCGCACGCCGUCGCACAGUCGCAGCUGGGCGUCGCACUGCUGCUGCUGCCGCUGCUCGUUUGCGUCGUCCUGUGGGGCUCCUUCCGCGCGCGCGCGCCGAUCGCGGAGGGCUGGGUGGAAACGCGCGCCUCUGAAACGGGUUCCCAAGCGGACCAGUGGAGCGUGAGCGUUGUUGCAAGGGGAGCGGGAAACGGAAAGGAAUCUCUGGAAGCAAGAAACGAGAACGAAUCUGUGAAAGCAGCGGGGGUUGCGGGCGUGAACAGGCGAUGGGGGCCUGGCGGGAGCGAGAUGGGCGCGGGAGAAGCGCGGAAGGGGGCAUUUGAGGCAACUCGAGAGUCGUCGCGACGGGGUGGUGGUGGUAGCACGGACAAGGGCAUGGGGGAGGCGAGAGAGGGGGAGGCGCGAGAGUCGACGGCAAGUUUGAAGGCCGUCGACGGAAAGGCGGAUGGCGUUGACGGAGGGGAAGAGGCCGAGGGCGAGGGCAUAGACGGGAGUGUGGACGGAGGAGGGGUGAAAGAGAGAGGGGAGGGACAAGGAAAGGCAAGAGAGUCUGCUGAGGAGGCAGAGAGAGGAGGGGAAGACGGUGGUUCGAGUGGUGGGGUAGAGGAAAAAGUGGCGAGGGGUGGAGAGGGGGGAGGGGAGGAGGAGAGGAGCAGCAUAGGUGUGGGGAAAGGCGGGGAAUUGGAGGAAGGUUCGGCCGAAGGCUCGGAGGGAGGUUCGGAGGAAGGAGGGCAAGAGGGAGAGGACUUGUUGGUUGGGUGUGAAGAGAUGAUGAAUGAAGGUUUGAGUGACAGUAGCGGGGGCAAGGAGGGGGGAGAGGAAGCGGGAGAGAAGGGGGGAGAGGAAGGGGGAGAGAAGGGGGGAGAUACCGAGAGGGAUGAGAGGGGAGAGGAGGGGGGAGAGGGGGGACGAGAGGACGGGGGAGGGAAGGAGAGGGAUGGGAAUGGAGAGGGGGGGGGAGAAAAAGGGGGAGAGGAGGAGGGAGGGCAAGAGGGAGAGGACCUGUUGGUUGGAUGUGAGGAAAUGAUGAAUGAAGGUUUGAGUGAUAGUAGCGGGGGCGAGGAGGGAGGAGAUGAGAGGCGAGAGGACGGAGGCGGGAAGGAGAGCGGGGAAGGUGAGGUAGAGGAGAAACCAGGUGACUGGAACAUAGGAGAGGCGGGCGGAGGAGAGGGGAAUGCAGGAGGAGCGGACGGGGGGGGAGUGGGGGUGGGUAGCAAUGCAACGGACAAGAGAAGCGGCGGCAGGGAUGAGAGCAACAGCGGCAGUGGUGGCAGUAGUGGUGACAGCAGUGGUGACAGUGCUGGUGGCGUCGAGGUUGACGUUAACGGGGGUGAGAGUGGUGGGGCGCGGAAUGGGGAUGGUGGUGGGGACGCCGGUGGUGAUUCUAAUGGUGGGGGUGGGACGGCUGUUGGUGGGGCGGCUAUGGCAGGUGGUGCGAGGAAGAAGGGAGGAGGGCGCAAGGAGAAGAUUCAACUGGAUGUGCCUCUCACCUGCGACUUAUACCGAGGGUCAUGGGUCCCGGACACCAGCCCGCCUCUCUACACGAACGCCACGUGUCCCAACAUUACUCGCCACCAGAACUGCCAGGGCAACGGGCGGCCGGACAGCCAGUACGAGCGCUGGCAGUGGCGGCCCGAGGGGGCGGGGUGUGCGCUGCCAAGAUUUGAUGCAGAGGAGUUCAUGACAGUUAUGCGCGGUAGAGGGGUGCUGUUUGUGGGGGACAGCGUUGCACGGAACCACUUUGAGUCGCUUGUGUGCCUGCUCAGCCAGGUGGAGAAACCAGAGUUUCACGGCGGUAAGUCCAUGCUUCGCCUCGUCUUCCGCUCCUCUAAAGUCACACUCGCCAGAGCCAACUCCGCGUGGCUUGUAGAGGAAGGCAACGACACCGUACCUGACUGCCCCGACUCCAUUCCGCGCCUGCACCUCGACCGAACCAGCCCCAAGUGGUUCGGUGAGAUCGGCAGGUUCGACGUUGUCAUGUUGAGUACGGCGCAUUGGUUCGUGAAGCCGUCGAUUUACAUGGAGAAGGGGGAGGUGAUUGGUUCGCAAGGGGGGUGGUGGAAACGGAAAGAGCCGGCGAGGGUCGACAACAAGGGCGCGUUCGCACUCGCGAUUCGCACCGUGUUUCAGGAUGUGGUGAAAGAGCUUCGGAAGAAUCCGAACCGAGUGUUCGUCUACCGAACCUUCUCCCCGGACCACUACGAGAAGGGCGAGUGGAACACAGGAGGUUCGUGCGCAGGCCUUACCGAACCUAGAAGCGGCAACUACACCUACAACAACACGUUCGGGCUCAACUUAUACACGAAGCAGCUGCAAGCUUAUAACGAGGUUAUGGAGGCUGCUAAAGAAGCAGGCGCGGGUGUAGACCCGUUAAGAUUCACCCUUAUGGAUGUGAUGCCGAGUGCAGGCAUGAGGGUGGACGGCCACCCAGGGCCAUACAGAGGGUUGAAUGCAGCGGAAGAAUUGGCUAAGUAUAAGGAUUCCAAGUUCCCUCCCCCUCAGGAUUGCCUGCACUGGUGCUUGCCCGGGCCGAUUGACUCGUGGAACGUGUUUCUGCUGCAGAUCGUGAAGCGGGGGUUUGCGUCGAUUCAGGGGCACAGAGGGUAG